AAUCGAUAACAAUUUUUAUAUCGAUAAAAAUAUUAGUGGUGUGGUGCCGAAAAGAUCAACAAAAAAAAAAACAUGCAGAAUUUAGAAAAGAUCAAAAGCGCAGAGAAGCCUCAUUCCCAAUACUUAAAUGCAACUCCAGUGGCAGAGGAAUUUAAGGUGGUAACCAGAAAGAAAUGGAUCGCACGAAAAUGUCUAAGCCGGCGAAAUCGUCACAAAUCCGAAAGUGAUUACUUGAACGAUUGUCCAGAUGUAGAUGUGGACAGAUUCGAAACCCGCCUCAAGCGACUUUGUUCAGAGAUGAUAAAAAGCGAUUACUUUAUAUUGGCCAUGGAAGCACUGCAACAGCAAAUGGAUAUACUGAAUCUGCAGCACCCGCUAGAGCGUGUUGUGUGCUUGGGCUUGGGACCAUUUACCCGUACACAUCAGGCUAUGCAUCAGGCGGCAUUUGUGAUGAGUCUACAAAGUCACACCAAUGUCAAAGAGGUUUAUUAUUACGAUCCUGUGUUUAGGGAUACAGAAAAAGAGCUUAUUGAGCGUUUCAAAGGCAUUGUAAUCCCGGAGAACAGUGCAAGCAAAGAUGAGGCCAAAGUGGUAACUUUGUAUUACUUGCCCCACUGUCCCUAUGCGUUAAUGAAUAACCUCCUAUGGUCAAAUUGGCAUCGAGAAAAGUUACAAAAUGUAUUACUCAUUUGCAAUAGUUUUGAGAUGUUAACUUUAAAUCAAAGAGUUAGUAGAGACGAUCACAUAAAUAGAAUUACAAAACACUGCCUGGAAACGCAAUUGGAAGAUGACUAUGAGCAUCAAAAUGUGUUUAACGACUUGUCUCUCCAUAUAUUUCCCACCGUUCGAUUGCCCCUUGAAACCGACACAAAGUUCUGGACACGUUGUCCUCUCCUCAAAGUUAACGAGGAUGAGAUUUCGGAAGAACUGAAUGUCGUAAGUUUAAAUGAUUAACAUACACAUAUACAGAUAAAAGAUUCAAUGUAUUUAUUUGUAAGUAAAUCAAAGGUUUAAAAUCUUG
Molecule: messenger RNA, 1021 nt
Organism: Drosophila willistoni
Lineage: Eukaryota; Metazoa; Arthropoda; Insecta; Diptera; Drosophilidae
Product: SRR1-like protein
Exons: 2
Coding region: 73-954 (293 amino acids)
Biological process (GO): microtubule-based process
Cellular component (GO): cytoplasm; nucleus
Source: RefSeq, a predicted model, not a curated record